Molecule: messenger RNA, 3459 nt
Organism: Bolinopsis microptera
Lineage: Eukaryota; Metazoa; Ctenophora; Tentaculata; Lobata; Bolinopsidae
Product: cell surface glycoprotein 1-like
Exons: 26
Coding region: 126-2729 (867 amino acids)
Biological process (GO): cytoskeleton organization
Molecular function (GO): actin binding
Source: RefSeq, a predicted model, not a curated record
CUAGUCCCCUUGAUCACGACACAGUUAUAUCCAAGUAGGGUUGACCUGGAGCGUUCUGUUAGACGGUGAAAAGUCUUAGUUGGAGGAUGCAGAAUGUGAGGAAUAUAGUUGAGUAACUCUGUUUUAUGAGCUGCGUGUUUGCUAAGAUGGCUAGCACGUCCAAAGUGGUUUACGAGAAGAGGAGGACGGUGCCACCUGUCGCAUGGAAGCUGACCUCGAUAGCGUACCCACAGCACGGUGAGACGUUUGAAGAGUGGGCCACCCUCUCCCACCUCAAGGACAGCACACUAGAGGUGCUUCGGAGUAACGAGAUUGAUGAUCUCAGCACUGUUAGAUUACUAAACGCUGACGACAUCAAGAAAUUACCAAUCAAGUUAGGCCAGGCCAAGUUACUGGAGUAUGCUGUGAAGAAAUUAAAACGGUCUGAUGCAUCGCUCAAUACCAGCAAAGAAACAUCCUACUCCCGCGGUUCCUCCCCGGACAGAUCUAAAUCAGACAGCUUCUACAUCGUUCCUUCUCCCCAUAAGGGUAGGAAGUCCCCCACUAAGUUUUCACAAGUGGAAGUAGAUGAUAUCACACCUGAAGACCCAGAAAAUUCACCUUGCACCAUUCGCAUAACUAUAGAAACAAAGAAGGACGAGGACAUGGACCCAGAAGAAACGAGCUAUAUCGAGGAAAUCGUCAACCCUAGUAGAAAUCUAUUCCAAGAGCUGGACGAACCCACAAUCAUGGAAGAAUCAGAAGAUCACCUCCCCACAUUUUAUGUGGAAGAACCCGUGGAAGAACACCCCGACGAAGAAGGUUCGCCUAAAUAUACGUCGGACACUGACGCUGAGCAUGGUGAACCUGCCACUGACGAUGACGAAGAUGAUGGUUUGGGAAUAGGAGUUCACAGUCUACGCGACGAAGGAAGUCGGCAGUCUCCAGUCUCGUUUGCUGAGGUAGAAAACGAAGAUCUUGAAACAGUAGAGGAUGCAGAAAACCCAGAAAAAGAAGAUAGGACAGAGGAUAUAAAAGAUGGAGAGCAUUCUGCAUCUGCAGGAGAAAUAGAAGAGGGGGAGGAACCAAACGAUGGAGAUGAUGAAGGGGAAGCAGAAGAGGUUGAAGAAGAAAAAGGGGAGCUAGAGGAAGAGGAUGGAGGGGGGAAGGAAGAGCCAGAACCCUCAGAAGAGGACGAUAAACCUGACGAGCCCGAGGAACCAGAUGAAGGUAACGAAGAAGAAAAUACGCCUGGAGAUGAGGAGAAAAAGGAUGAGGAAGAAGAAGUUGAAGAAGAAAAAGAAGAUGAAGUUGAAGAUAAUCCACCAGCUGGAGAAAUGGAUGAGACAGUGACAGACUUGGAUCUGGAAGUGAAGGGUGAAGCUCUCUUACCUCCUCCCCCUCCUCCUAUUGAAGUUCCGUCUGAGGUGAGCAGAAUGACUCUUGAGAUAGAAGCCAAUGCUGCGGAUCUUGAGACACAAGUUCUGAUAUCAUCUGACAGACAAUCUCUGUUCAUUCCGUGCAUGGAGUCACUAGCAAACAGAAGAGAGGAGCUUAUAAAACACGCCGCACGAAGGAUCGUCGCAGAGUCAAUGUCCGAUAACACCGGUAAUGAUGACGAACACACCAGGGACAAACUCGUCGCUUUCUUGGAGGGCGCGUACGGAACUACACUGAUCCGCCUGAGUAACGACCAGGGUACUCUCAAGUUCCUGGUACCCCAGUUAUCAGAAACAGCCAUGCAGACAGAGGAGGAUAAGGAGGAGGAAGUAGCAGCAGAGGAGGAAGCGGCCGAAGAGGAGGCAGCAGAAGAAGAAAAAGAAGACGACGCCGGAGCUGAUAACAAAGAUUUGGACAGCAUCUCGGGUGAGCUAAGCACACCGCUGUGUGAAGACUCUGACCUGCCACCCCCGGCUGAGUGUGAUGAGGAGAGGGACAGAAUGCCAGAUCCACCCCAAAUCGAAGAACCUGGUGAUGUUCAAAAACCAGUUGACAGAAAGGAAAGCAUUGCGUAUGAUCCCGAGGACAGUCCCAACGCAAUUUCUAACUUCCACACUCCUAAAGCUGUCAACAAACACGGAAAUUAUACUCAGGUACCUGUAAUGUUGGGUGAAGAUUUACAGGCCCACCCCACCACUCGACGACCCAUGUCGCCAGUGGUGUCCCAGCCUAUCCGUUGGGAGUGUAACAGGUCACAGAAGGGAUCUUCACCGCCAAGGAUCACCAAGGGAGGCUCAAACAAGAACACAAGUCCGGUUAGGCACAGAACACCAAGUCCUCAGAGAUUCAAGAGUCCGGACAGGGGCCCUAGGGUACGAGUAUCAAACGGUCUACCAGCUGGAACUGCUUACAAACAUUCCGGAGAGAUAGACCCCAAGAUAAAAGAGAGCCCUCCCAAGGAUAUCGUCAAUAAGAUAAGGAACACGAUCGAAUCUCCUUCCAGAGUAAAAUCUCCUCCUAAACCAAGAUCCCCAUCUCCAGUAAAACCAUUUGACACUGACGCCUUUAGACUAGCCAGAAAGCUGGCCCAGGAGGUUGCUGAUUGUCCACCCGACUGCAUUGUCUUGAGUAUUUACGACCUACAAAGGUGCCCCAAGUUCCUCCUUCCCCCGGAGUUGAACCGAUGUAGACUCGAAGACUACGUUACAGAUUCUCAGUUCUUGAGAAACUUUAGGAUGACUCGAGGAGAAUACGCGGAGUUGCCAUUCUGGCGGCAGUGUCUCAUCAAAAAGCGCAUGGACAUGUUUUAGAUUAGGAUGGUCCGAGUAAAGGAUCUACAGAGGUGUCCCAAAGCGCUUCUCCCCCCAGAGCUUGACAAGGCCAGACUGGAGGAAUACAUCUCGGACACGGAAUUCCGCAGAACUCUGGGCCUAUCCCGGGGAGAGUACGAUACUUUCAGCGAGUGGAAACAGCAGGAGAUCAAAAAGGAGCUCGGACUCUUCUAAGAUUUGUGCAUUUUUCUGGAAAUUUCAAGAAUUGUCUAGGAUUAUCUUGAACAUAAUAUUAUGAUCUCUAAACUUGUGGUUUGGUUAUUGAUAUUGUUGAUGGUUAUUAAUAACGAUAAUGAUUAUAGGACCGUUUUGAUCGUACAUUUAUUGAGCAGUUUUUGAGGAAAGAUAUCAGCACACUGGUUAUUAUUUAUGGCAAAGGAGCCCUUACGUUUUGAUCAAAUUCCCCGUGAUUAAUUACAGAUCUAUAAUCUGCUAUGGAUUCCAAUUGAUUGAUUUUCUUACGCCCAACUUCAUAUUAAUUAUCUUAUGACUUAAUUGUCUGAUCAUAAUUUUCUUUUACAAAUGACUCAUUUGUUGAUACAGAAUCUUAUUCCCCUACCCUCUUUCAAUCUUAUUCACUUACUUCUGAUAUUUUCAGAUCGAACUGCUUCCAAACCAACAAAGCAGUAUUAUCAAUCAUGAAAGUAUUAUAUUUUAUGUCAUGUAUUAUAGUGUAUAUAAUUAAAAAUGUUACAAAUUAUUUAAGAAA